Messenger RNA from Gaeumannomyces tritici R3-111a-1, 6037 nucleotides. RefSeq lists its product as hypothetical. The coding region runs from base 1681 to 4170 and encodes 829 amino acids. Lineage: Eukaryota; Fungi; Ascomycota; Sordariomycetes; Magnaporthales; Magnaporthaceae. The transcript is spliced from 4 exons. The record is from RefSeq and is a predicted model, not a curated record. Gene Ontology annotation, molecular function: microtubule binding; actin binding. Gene Ontology annotation, cellular component: actin filament; cytoplasm. Gene Ontology annotation, biological process: actin filament polymerization.
UGCGGCCGGGAGGAGGGGUCGCCAGCGUCGACGAUAGGCCGGGCGAUUUGGACGGGACCAAUGCCCUCGCUCGCCAUGCACCGCCCAUGAUGCCGACGUGCUUGCUUGCCCGCUCCCACACAGAUCAGGUUCCCUGCCCUUCCGUGGCUGCCUGCAACCCUCCUUUCUGUUCCUCCACCUCUCCUACCCCUCCGCAUGCACGGUGCUGGGGCCCAUAAAACCCGCCAUUAUUAUGUGCCAGGGCAAUAUUAUUCUCGCGAAGGCGCCAUCUCAAAGAGGCUAGCCACCCACCCGUGCUACACGUAUUACGACCUAGGGCGGCAUGCGGUUUACACCACAGUAACCACACACUGCUCAGAGUUUGCCACGGCACCUCCACCCUCCGCCCUCGCCCUCCAUUCUCUGUUACCUCACCCAAGUCUUGUCCUCGGCCACUCUGAGGGAAGGAGCUGAACGGAAGAGCCCACUCGGGUUUGAUUGUUUACGCCUGCAUACCACUCCAAUCUCCUUUCCUUGGUUGCCUCGUCCUGCUGUUGGCUCAGAGCUUCACAAAGAAGCAUCGACAGCCAAAUAUUUUGACCGCUCCAUUUUUCUGUUGUUUAUUGUUUCCAUCCCUGUGUCCGUAUUUUGGCACCUGUCUACAAGCCACCGUCUUCGGGCUGAGAAAAAAAAAGCACUCUCGAUUCCGUUGUUGGGCUCAUUAUUGUUUCAGUUCUGUCAGGACGUUCGUUCCAGGGUGCUUGUGAGCCGCCAGCUACUUGUACCGGUACACGUUCCUGUGCCACGGCUGCGAGGGCUUGUCCGAACCGCACACCGCAACUGUGCGCCGCCCACUUGACCUUACUUCCUUGUCCCUCUCGCUGUUUCCCCCUCCCACCCCCUUUCCACGCGCCCAACUAGCCGGUGCGAACCCACACCUGCCCGUCGCGCAAUUUAUUAUUCUUGUUAUUAUUUUUCCUUUACCCUCUGCUAGGUUUCCCUGCGCCCCAGCAAAGCCGCCCGAGGAGGAAGAUCUCUUGUUCUGGCCAAGAAAAAUUAGUGGCCCUGGGCCGACCCAGACCCUCCCCAUCCUGGCCCUCCGCCCUAUUUUGGCUGGGCAAAUAUAUAUCAACAUAGCCGGCAACGCUCCUCCGCUCGCUUCGCUCCCCGCUUUGCUUUUCUGUCCGCGAGGGGCAAACCGCCACUUCGCGACAUCCGCAACAGCCACGGCCAACAACUGCUUCUGGUCACCAUACCAGACUGUCUGUGACGCCUUGAAAGACAUCACCCCGACCUUUUUGCGCAACCGCCCGGGUCACGCCCACGCUGUAAAGCGCGAACGAACGAAUCAGUUGAGCACAAGAAGUCAAAUUAGAUCCGAUCCAUCGGUAAACAACAAGGAGCGACCGCAAGGCACACCCAGUGUGCUCACCUCGGCAAUUCACGAUUGGAGUCGGUCUGCCCACAAGACUCACUCUGCACCGAAAUCGUCUCGCACCACGCUCGAAUUAGCUGUCGAGAUUCGCGCGGAGAAGACAGCCGGCGUUCUUCGCUUGCCCUGAGCAACCCUGGGCGACACCUCCCAACCCAUCGGCAAUCGACCCGCGACUUUUCAACGCUCUGAAGAGUACCCUCACUCCGACUUUCUGAUCGCAGAUCGUCGCGAGUGAAGGGUAGCCACUCCCAUCGCAAUCUACUCAAAUGUCUCAUCGACAACGGACUACCGUCUCGAUUCAUUCCCAAUCCCGUCAGCACCUCCACCCACACGGUCACGGUCACGGUCACGGGAGCUACGUAGGGAACUCUGAGGACGAGACAGAGAGCUAUUCGACAUCGAGCACCAGCGACGACCUGGUAGACGACGACGACGACGACGAUAGGGACCUCGCACCCGACGACUCGGCCUCAAGCGCCGACUAUCACUCUCACCCCGGCCCAACAAGGGAACACGUGCGCUAUUCAACCCAGUCACGGUCCCGGUCCCAGUCGCAGUUCGGAAGGCAGCAGCAACCUUUGCAACCUUUGCAACCUUUGCAACCCGUACAAACCGUGCAGGCUGCCACGCCAAUGAGUGACGAGGACGACUAUGGCUUUGGCGGCGGCUAUUCACGGGGCCCGCCUCAACACCAGAACUACUACGGUGGCCGAGGAGGCGGCGGAGGGUACCCCCAGAGCCACGCCGGCUACGCUCCCCAGGCGCACCAGGGGCACCAGGGGCACCAGGCGCAUCAGGGGCAGGGAUAUGGCACCGCCGUGGCCCCUUACGGAGGCUACAACAAUGGAUAUGGAGGGAAUCCGUUCUCGCCGCAUGGUGGGGCUCCCGCGAACAACUUCUACGAACAACAGCAGCCAGGCCACAUGGUCCCCUACUCGCAGGGCUACGGCGGCUACGGUGUAGCCCCGCACAACAGCUUCCAUCAGCCGCACAUGCCGGGACAUAUGCAACAACCUUACAUGUUCCACCCGCCGCCUCCCCCUACCGAAAUCGCCACCAAGCCGCAAACCCCAGCGGCCCCGCCCCCUCCCCCUCCCCCAGCCGAACCCCCUAAGCCGGAUCCGAUGCUGGAAGCCCUGAAGAAACAGCUCGAUGAGCUCAAGGCAGAGAAGGACAACCAAAAAGCUGCGGCCGAGCAAGCCGCCAAAGAGGCCAAAAUACGACAGGAGGCCGAGGAGGCUUUCAGACGGCGCAUGGAGGACAUGAGGAAAGCGCAAGAAGAGGCUUCAAAAGCUAUCGAAAAAGCCAAGGCUGAGGCGGAGCAGGCUGCCAAGGAUCGGAUUGAAGCGGAGCGCAAAGCCGAGGUCGAACGCCAAAGGUUACAUGAGGAGACCAUGAGGCGAGUGGAGCGCGAGGCCCGGGAGAAGGUGGAAAAGGAAAGGCGAGAGUUCGAGGAGCGACAAAGGUUGCAUGCAGAGGCCAUGGCGCGGGCGGAACGUGAGGCCAGGGCAAAGCUCGAGGCCGAAAGGGCGGCGCAUGAGGAGCGGCAACGGGAGCACGCCGAGGCCAUGGCGCGAGCUGAACGUGAGGCUAGGGCCAAGAUGGAGGCAGAGAGGAUAGCGCGUGAGGAGAAGGCCAGGCGGGAGGCCGAGGUGGCGGCGAUUGCCGCAGCAAAGCUCAAGGCCGAGAUCGAGGCGGCCGUGCGCGCCGAGGAGGAGGCCAAAGCAGCCAAGGCCAAAAAGGAGGCCGAAGAAGCCGCGGCCGCAGCAGCCAAACUCAAGGCUGAAAUCGAGGCUGCUAUCCGCGCCGAGGAGGCGGCCAAAGCAGAAAGGGCAAAGAAGGAGGCUCAGGAGGCCGAGUGGCGGAAGAAGCUCGAGGAUGAGGCCAAGAUCAGAGCCGAACUUGAGGCUCGCCAGAGGCUCGAGGCCGAGAAGGAGGCUGCUGCCAAGGCUGUCGUUGCCGCGGCGGAGGCGAAGGCGGUAGAGGAUGCCCUCAAGAAGAAGUAUCAGGAGGAGGGUGCGGCCAAGGCAGAGGCGGCAGCGGCCAAGGCUGCAAAGGAAGCCGAGGAGGCGGAAAAAGAGAAGUUGCCCAUCAAGUUUAAGGAUGCUGUUGGGCGCAAGUUCAGUUUCCCCUUCCAUCUUUGCCAGACGUGGCAGGGCAUGGAAGAGCUCAUCAAGCAGGCCUUCCUCCACGUUGAAGUGCUCGGACCCUUGGUGCAGCAAGGCCACUUCGACCUCAUCGGCCCCGAUGGCGAGAUCAUCCUGCCAGCUGUGUGGGACAAGGUUAUCCAGCCCGACUCGACCAUCACUAUGCAUAUGUGGCCCAUGGACCGACGACCGAGCCAGCCGCCGGGGUCUCCGCCCGGCAUGCCCCCACGCCCGCAUGGACACCACGCUCACCCAGGCAUGAGGCCGCCCAGCAGCGGCGGCGGCGUGCCUCCGCAGGGGGCUCGUAGGCCUGGCCCACCGCCCCCUCCAGGGUGGCCCGGCCACGUUCCCGGCCCUAUGCCCAUGGGCAUGGGCGGGCCGCCGAGGCCGCCGAUGCCACCAGGCAUGCAAGGCAUGCCUGGCAUGCCUGGCAUGAUGAGGGGCCCUGGCCCCAACAUUGUCAACGUCAGCCCCGGGCCGGGCCCGGGCGUGGUCGAGGUCAUGCAGCCCCGCAAGACGAAGAAGAAGCAGGCCCCGCCGCCGAGCUUCCUUGGGGCCUUCCUUGGAGGAACCAAGCCCGUCAAGUCUACCAAGAAGAAAGCGAAAUGAUUCAUACCGAGUCGGUCAUGGUUGUCGCCUUGUUGCAUCCCUACAGGAUUCCAUAAACGAUCUCUUUUGCUCUCACAGAAAGAACAUAGUCCCUCUCUGUCACCUUCCAUAAGAUCCUCCUCGUGGCUUAUAACAAGUUGGCACUUUGUUUUCCCUUUCCUGUUUUGUACGCAGCGACCUGUUGCCUUUGGCUUUUGAUACCUUUGUCGCCUUGCAAUUCCCUUGUGCCACCUGGGUAGCGGGUAUUUGGAAAAAGAAAAAAAAAGAAAAAAAAGACCAUCCAUCUCCCAAGUUUGUGCCACUGGCAUCUCGACACAUUGCCUCGUUGCAUACCCCCUCCUCUUUCCUUCCUCAACAUGCGGCUUCUUGGUGGUGUUUGACUAGACGAGUCCAUGCCUCCGUCUCCUCAUUCUUUCCACCACCAAAUUUGGUGCCUUAAAUUGGCUAUUUGAAGUUGGACAUGAUUUCUUCAAUGUUGUCUGAUUAUUCUCAUAGCCCACCACACCAGCCUCCUCCUGUGUGACCCAUACUCAACCCACAGGAAGGUCGCCACACAACGCUCACGAUCGAAUGACUGACACGGGGCUAUUCCCGUCUGGGUGUGGCUGCGGGUGGUGCUUUUUGAUUCUUCUCUAGCUUCUUUCACCGCUUUUACUCUGCGACGUGGGGAUUAUUUGUAUUUUGAACAGCUCGUGGGCCGGCGCCGGGGCCUAAAUUUCUUUCAAGACACAUGAGCAGAUAUACCCUUCCACCUAGACAGAGCAACACUCACAAAAGGAGAUAAUAGCUACAAAACAAAAUAAAGCCUUAAAAGCCAUGUGUGUCUGUUGCAAAUGUUGGGCAUACUGUUUGUAUCGGAUAAGAAAACAACACCUCAGAGCUGCACUCGGACAAGCCAGACAGCGGAUAUGUCCCGGAACAGCCAGCGAGUGAGGACCCUGGCUAAAGGGCGGACUUGCCCAAUUAUACCAUGACAAAAAAAAAGUCUCGGCAAGCCAAUGUUGCACGUGUAAAAGCGGCGGCGACAGGGCCGCGGCAUGCGUUGCUACCCCGCGUGCGGCCAGGUCGGUAUGUACGCACCCGUCUUCGCGCCGUCCCUGGGUGCCUUUCGACUGGUAAGAAAUGGAGGACCAAUCACCCUGCUCUCGCUCUCUCGAACCCAGAUUUUGCCAGCUCUCAGCCCGUGCUACCCGAGUCUAGUCUGUAGUGACGGGGAGCCUUUCACGGUGCGGGUUUUGCUUGCCCAUCAACGGCGCCCGCUUUCCCAGCAGCUGAAAUCCCGGACGGGAAAAAAAAGGACCGACAAAACGACGAAACGGACGGGGAAGAGGUUCCAUGGCAGGGGGCAAUUUGCCGCGAAUGACAAACACAGUGGAAAGGCCGCUGAUAGGAGGUCUUGGCUCGGGUCAAUAUGAACGCACAGGUUCUGCAAUCGUGCGGCCUGCCCCAAGAGUUCCGUGGGCCACCUGAAACAUUUGACAUUGGAAGUCCCCACGCGGGGGGGGGUACUUUCUGAAGCUUUCCAAGCCCGAUACGGAAGGCUUCAAUGCGUUGCUUAGUUCUGGUGACCGAAAGAGAUGGUCGAAAUGAAGAGAGAGGGAUUGACACCGACCCGUGGCGGACGCUGGGCCGAAUGAGGAUGAGGAAAAGGUUCCUCGAACGCGAGGCGCGGACGAGAUCUUGGAGCGAGAAGGAGAGCGAGCGACGGUUUUAACUGAAGAAAGGAAAAAGAAAGGAAAGGAGAGGAUGGACCAAAUUUCGAUAAAAGGAUAGAAAACAAAAGGCUUCACACAGCCCUUGAUGGAAAAGAUUUUGUCCUGGACAGGUUUGUAAUGGAUGGUUCUCUGGAUGAUGUUUAAUGUGUUUU